Messenger RNA from Seriola dumerili (greater amberjack), 3675 nucleotides. RefSeq names its product piggyBac transposable element-derived protein 4-like. Bases 3 to 2633 code for a protein of 876 amino acids. NCBI's taxonomy places the organism in Eukaryota, Metazoa, Chordata, Actinopteri, Carangiformes, Carangidae. The record is from RefSeq and is a predicted model, not a curated record. The transcript is spliced from 7 exons.
CAAUGGAGCAGAACCAGGACUUCUGUGAUACCUCGAUUAAAGAGGAGAAGCAGGACCUGGAUCUCGAGGAGCAGGACAACCAGACUGCGAUGAAGGAGGAGGACCAGGCCCCGGAUUCAGUCGACCAGCACCACUGCCAUGGCGGGAUUAAGGAGGAGAGUUUUAUCGAGCAGGACCACAAGAUCGAGAUUAAAGAGGAGAACCAGGACCCGUAUUUCACCAACCAGGACCACGACAAGACCGAGACAAAGGAGGAGAACCAGAACCAGGGCGAGGACCACCAGAGCACCGAGCGCGCUGGUCCCAACGGGCGGCAGAAACGGAGACUCCCAAGGCCUCGUCAGAUCAGACGUCCUCAAAUUUCACAGUUACCUCGCCAACGUACGCAAAGGUCUGCAAGGAAGAGGAAGUUCCCAGAUGACGGCGAGGAGGACGGGUGUGAUUCAGAGAGCGAGAAUAAUGAAGACAACCUUUUAGAUUAUGAGGAUAGUGGUUCAGACUGGCAGCCUAUGUCAAGUCUGCCCGCUCAGCGCAAUACACUGAAGCGUCGACGCUCCUCUGCAGCCACCAGCACACCUGGACGUCCACGUGCUGCCAGGGGUGGUCGGGGGAAAGGUAAAAGAGGAAGACCACCAAGUGGACCACCAGACUCGAACACAAAGAAACGCAGGAAACGAGUGAACACUAAAGGGAAAGUUAACACUAAAGAGAAAGUUAAGACUAGAAGGAGGAGGCGUAACUGUGACCAGACUGUGAUGCCUUCAGAAGUGCCUCAGUCUGCGCAGAAGAAGUUAUCCACAGACAGCACUCUAAUAAUCGUUUCCUCUGACGACAGCGAGGACAGCGAGUACGAUUCGGAGAGAGAGACCAUGUUCGCCAACGGCAUGGAUAAUGUUUUAGAUCAGUCAGCGAGUGACUUCACUGACUCAGACUGUGAGCAUGACGUUCUGGGAACCUCGUCCUCAGUUCGGCGCAGUAAGCAGAAGCGUAAACACUCCUCUGCUACAGCGACUGACUCGGGUGCUGCGGGUAGGAAAGGAAAAUCACCCAGGUCAUCGGCCUUGUCUCAGUUCAGCCACACAGACCAGCCGUGGAGAACUGUUGAUGAUGAGGAUGUCGAGCCCGCCGCACUGGCCUUCAUGCCCAUCAGACCGCCGGGACCGCAGCAGGAAACCAGGCAAGCUCACACUCCACUAGAUUUCUUCAAACUCUUUUUUACUGACGCCGUGUUCAGGUCUUUGUUGAAGAACACCAAUGCAUACGGUGCAAAGAAACAAGAAGGGAGUAAAACAGCGUGGCGCGACCUCACUGUCGAUGACCUGUUCUCCUAUCUUGCAAUGGUGGUUUACAUGGGCUUAGUGAAGUGCUCCGCCAUGGUGGACUACUGGAAAGGAUCCCGACUCUACAACUUCCCAUUGCCGGCCUCCAUCAUAUCACGGAAUAAAUUCUUGAACAUUUGCCGAACUCUACACAUCAGCAGCAUUAAAGACGACGAGAAGAAUGAUGCCAAGAGGGGGACGCCAGAGUAUGACCGUCUGUGCAAGAUAAAGCCGCUCUACAAUCAGAUCGUCAAAGCCUGCAAGACGCACUUCCAACCCGGUCAGCACAUUUCAAUCGAUGAGAGGAUGGUGGCAUCGAAGGCCAAAAUCUCCAUGAAGCAGUACAUCCGGAACAAGCCCAUGAAGUGGGGGUACAAGCUGUUCGUACUGGCCGAUUCCAGUUGUGGCUACACGUGGAAUUUCCAUGUGUAUGAGGGCAAGUCAUCGGUCACUGGGAAAGGAAUGAGCUACGACUCGGUGAUGUCCCUCAUGGAGUUCGAUAACCUGGGUACAGGUUAUCAUCUCUAUGUUGACAACUUCUACACCAGUACUCACCUUUUCCAGGACCUGUUGGCCAAAAAGGUCGGGGCCUGCGGCACUUUCCAUCGAAACAGAGUCGGUUUCCCCAAGAACCAGGCCAACGAUUUCACCAGGGACACCGCCAGAGGCACCAUGAGGUGGAUCAGGGACGGCGACCUGCUCUUUGUGAAGUGGAUGGACACCCGAGAGGUCGCCAUGUGUUCCACCAUCCACAAGGCCUACAGCGGAGACGUCGUCCACAGACGAGUAAAGAGAGCGGGGAACUGGGUGAAAACCGACGUCCCUAUUCCCGCCCCAGUCAGGGAGUACAACCAACACAUGGGAGGGGUCGACCUGUCCGACGCUCUCAUUGGGUAUUACAGUGUCAUACACAAGACCAGGAAGUGGUACCGGACCUUUUUCUACCACUUCCUGGACAUAGCUGUGGUGAACGCCUACAUUCUGUAUACAAAAUGUGAGAGCGCUCCCGCCAUGACGCAGAAAGAAUUCCGGCAGGCGCUCGUCGAGGAGCUCGCCAACAAAGGCUCUGUGUCCAGCUCUAUACCUAAAAACUCCAGGUACAUCGCCCCCUGUGGCCCAAUGGCUCCACACAAGCUGCGCUACUUCACGGUCGGACAGAACAUUCCCAAACGGGACGCGAGCACCGCCGGAAGAAGGUGCUGCGUGCUCUGCCACAGGAAGACGCCGGUUCACUGCGUCACCUGUGAAGUAGCCUUGUGUUUUGUGGCACAGAGGGACUGCUUCAACACCUGGCACACACAGAAGGGUCUGUAGGUGUGAGGCAGCUUUCAGGAGGUCUGACAACCUGAUGCCCCCGCCGGCACAUCAACACUGGAGAGAAAACGCACAGCUGUGACGAACACACGCCAAGGCAACGAAAUGAGCAUUGACAUGCUCACACUGGAUGAUAAAGACUUUACUGGUGUGAUCCAUGUGGAAAAACGUCCACAAACAAAUCUGAGUGAACGGAGCGGAGGCUCGCAGCAGCCGAAGCUUUUCCAGCUUGAAAUGAGACAUUUCCUGGACGUCGCCACUGUCGCCUCCUUCCUGCUCGAGAGAAUUUACAGACUGUAGAUUGAACCACCCGCUUCUCCGUCCACCGUCCUGCUGCAGCUGUAAUGACAGGUGCAGCCCUCAGACAUCAGUGUGUGGUCUGUACAACAGUCACUGAUCGGCUGCAGCACCAGAACACUGCGUCAUUGCAGCAGAGAGCUGCCGUGGCGACUGGCACAGAAACAGAUUUAAUCGAGCUCAUUUCUGAGUUACUGAGUCAAGGAAAAACUCCAAACAUUUCCUGGUUCAGUGGAAUCAGAUGAAGAUUUGCUGCUUUCCUGCUCUCAUGUACUUUUAUAUGUGCAGUACCUCGGUGCUGUCGGAAGAAUGAAACACACCUGACCUCAAAACUUUGGACUCUGGGAAACUACAUGAGACAUUUUUCACCGUUGUAGCAGCUGAAGCCGACUUUAUACUUUCCUUUUUUUAAUCCCUGUUUUCUAUAAAGAAUGAAGUGCUCUUCCUACUACACUACAUGAUUUAGUUCUUUUUAGUAACAUCAUCAUUGUACUGAAUGUUUGAUCUGUUCUGAUAUAUAGUAGUGAUAGAGUUUUUAUUCAAGAAGCCAGUGUUCUCAGUGACUAACUCUGAUUCCUGACCUCGGUCUGAGAGACUGGACUUCACUGUUUGUUGGUCUUUAAGUUGUUUUUAUUUUUGAGACAAACUUGGACUAAACUUUAAUUUGUUCUAUUUUUCAGACACUGAACUUUUCUGACCUUUUAUUCUGCAUGAAAUAUUCUUCAUGGUUUACUCAAUAAAUUUG